Drosophila bipectinata is the source of this 3787-nucleotide messenger RNA. Its product is annotated as RNA-binding protein 25. The record is from RefSeq and is a predicted model, not a curated record. Lineage: Eukaryota; Metazoa; Arthropoda; Insecta; Diptera; Drosophilidae. Gene Ontology annotation, molecular function: mRNA binding. Gene Ontology annotation, cellular component: spliceosomal complex. Gene Ontology annotation, biological process: regulation of alternative mRNA splicing, via spliceosome; mRNA processing.
UUAGACGGUACCAUCUCUAGAGCAGCGGCCGCAGAGUUGUGAAAAAGAAGAUUGAACUCGCUUUUUUAUAGUUAUCGGCGUGUUUUUUGCAUGCCUUUGUGGAAGCAGUUACUCCAAGACCAGAAGCAGGCCACCCGCCGGUGAACUCAAUCAAUUGAAGUGAUUUUGAGUUACUAAAAGCCAAUAGUACACCAUAAUUCCACGCAUAUUCCCACUCUUUUGCGUGUGUGUGGCGUAUCUGUGUGUGCGUGCCUGGUGCGUUUGCCUGUGUCUGUGUAAUUUGUCGGCUUUAAUUUGCAAGCAAGCCAGUAGUUUCGGUUAAAAUACUAUCUUAAACCGGAUAGCAGGCAAAAUGUCGUACCCACCAAGGGCGCCCAUGCCGCCCUACUUGAAUCCCUCGAUUCCGCCCCCGCACAUGAUGCCGAACAUGGGUAAUCCUCCGCCCCGAAGUUUUCGGAACUCGGCAACCAUCAGUUCACAGCCGACAGUUUACCAUCGCCCGCCAGAGCCGCAGCCACAAUUCCGUGGACCCAUCAUCACGGUCUUCGUCGGUAACAUCAGCGAACGCGUCCCGGAGGCCCUCCUGAAAAGAAUACUGGCAACCUGCGGUGUGGUGAUCAAUUGGAAACGAGUUUCCACCUUUGGAUUCUGCGAAUUUGAUGGUCCCAUUGCAGCCAUGAGAGCUGUUCGGCUGCUUAGUGAAAUGGAGAUCGACGGAAAGAAGCUGGUAGCCAAGGUGGAUGCCAAGAACAAAACUCUCAUCGAGGACUACACAAAGGAGAAUAAAAACGGCGACGGCGGCAGUGCCGUGGAUGAGAAGACGGAGGACGAGUACGCUGUCAGUCAGAUGCACGAUCUGCUAGAGGAGCACAAGCACGAGUUCGAAGGAUUCGAUGGAAGCACCCGCGGCGACAUCUACGGUAGCACUAACCGGAACAAGAAGACUCGCCGCGACGACGAUAUCAAAAUCAAGGUGAUGAACGACAAUGCUCUCGAGGAGGAGAAGCGUAAUCUCAUCAGCAGCGAGAUCGGCAAGUUCCGCAUGCGUGCCGAGGCCGACGAGCACCGCAAGGAACUGGAGAAGGAGAAGGAAAAAGAGAAGCUGGCGGCAAGCAAGGAGAAGGAGCGUGACAAGGAGCGCAAGAAGCAGCAGCGGGAAAGCGAGCGCUCCAGUAAAUCCUCCUCCAGCAAGUCUGGCUCAACGUCUGCUGGAGGAAGCUCGAGUACGGCAAAGGAAAGUGGCGAGAUUGUGGACAUAGACGAUAAGGACCAACCAUCUGUCAAUAAGGAAUCAUCGUCAUCAAAGGAAGCAAAGGAGUCCACAUCGGGUGGUCGCAGCAGUGGCAGCAGUCGCAACAAGGACUCUGCCAGCACAGAAACACACAAGGAGCGUCACACAGACUCCAAGGACUCCCGACGCCGCCGUUCCAAGUCCAGGUCGAAAGACCGGGAGCGGGAGCGCGAAAUCAGAGAACAGCGCGACAAGGAGCGUGAGAGGGAACGGGAGCGGGAAAGGGAGCGUGAACGGGAACGGGAGCAGAGGGAACGUGAACGAGUCGAGAUGCGGGAACGCGAACGGGAGAGGAAUGAGAUGCGGGAACGGGAGCGGGAGCGUGAAAGGGAGAGGGAAAGGGAACGUGACCGGGAGCGUGAGCGGGAACGCGAGGAGAAGGUCCUGAAGCCAGUGCGCGACUCCCGCCGCGAAAAGGAGAUGGAGGAGGAGUUAAGGGAGCGCAAGAAGGCCGAGAAGAAGGCUCGCGAGAAGGAGGCUGCCUACCAGGAGCGUCUCUCAAACUGGGAGAUCCGAGAGAAGCGCAAGGCCAAGGAGAACGAGAAGUACCGUCUGAAGGAGCUUCUGCGGCAGGAGGAACGUGAAACGGAUGCUAAGCGACUGAAGGAGUUCGUCGAGGAUUACGAUGACGAACGUGAUGAUUCUCUGUAUUACCGUGGACGUGAGCUCCAACAGCGUCUGGCUGAACGAGUGCGUGAGGCAGAUGCCGAUUCCAAGGAUCGCGAGAAGGAGGCCGACGAACUGGCCGAGCUCAAGAACAAGAUCUUCAGCGGCGAGUUUGAAAAUCCCUCGCUGGAGUAUGAGAAGGCACGGCGGGAAAUCGAGAAGCUGUACGAGCCUCGUAUCCUGAUUAACGUUAAUCAGGAUUCGUCAGGUGGCAAUACGGCGGGGCGGGGCAAGCAAGCAGCUUCGGCCGCCGGCGAAAGUGGCACGCCAUCGAAUUUAUCUGCUGGCGGGCAAAAGCAACGCAAAAACCAGUCAUCCUCGGAAAGCUACGAUCCCAACCUAGCCGGCCACAACGAGGAUUCCAUAUCGAACGACGACCACGCCUCCAUGGCGGACACAGCCUCGAAUGCCAGCGGAGGAUAUGCCAAGAACAACAAUAACGAGAAGUCCCUGUCAUCGCGCCAAAAUAGUAUCAGUCGGCAGGACAGCGAGUCCCGCGACUCGCUCUCCCACAUCCACACGCCAACCCAGGCGGCCAUGCUGAACGAUCAGGGUUCUGGAUCUGGAUCAGGUCCCGGGUCAGCGCAUGAUGCUCACCUUGCCUCGGCCACACCGCCCAUGACCAUGCCCCUCAUUUCGCUGACGCUGGGCAACAAUCUCAAGAAGAAGAAGAUAGAGGCCACAGGCGUCUUUGUCAACGACGACGACAAUGACGAGAAUAUCAAUCCCAAGAAGCGCAAACUGGUGCCCCUGGACUACGACGACAACAUGAGCAACAGUACGCCAUUGGGCCAUCCAGCUGGCGAUAUUGGCAGCAGUGAGGGCGGUGGAAAGAGCAGCAGCAAUAGCAACAGCUCAACGGAUCGACAAAGCUCCGCCGUUUCGGCGGCAACAGCUGCAGCCGCUGCCGUUAGCCAGAAGAUAGCCCAGGCUGGAUCCGGGACGGGAUCCGGUUCGGGUUCGAACGGUAAUGGCAAGAGCAACAGCGGCGGUAGCAGUAAACACAACAGCGGCAGCAGCAGCAGCAGCAGCAGCAAACACGGUAAGAAUGAUGCAGCUGCAUCUGCGAGCAGUAGCGCAGAUGCUGCCGCUACAAACACCAAAAAGGAUGAGAAUGGUGCAAAGGUGUAUGAUGAAAAACGGCGGCAUAUAAAAAGCAUUAUUGACAGGAUACCAACGCAAAAGGCGGAGCUAUUUAAUUAUAAGCUUGACCGCAACGAGAUUGACAGCGGUCUAAUGGAACGCAAAAUACGUCCAUGGAUCAAUAAGAAAAUCAUCGAAUAUAUCGGUGAACCGGAGCCAACGCUUGUGGACUUUAUAUGUUCCAAAGUAUUGGCCGGCAGUCCGCCCCAAAGUAUUCUAGACGAUGUUCAAAUGGUAUUGGAUGAGGAGGCUGAAGUGUUUGUGGUGAAGAUGUGGCGACUGCUAAUCUACGAACUGGAUGCCAAAAAAAGCGGCAUCGUGGGGAAGUAGAGCGCGGAUGCAAUACCCGCCAUUCCGGGGUCAGGGCGGGACAAAAGGCUGCGGAUCGUACGAUCCUCUUGCGAGACGGAUCAAGGCCCUGAUUAUUUAGAAUUUAAGUUAAUGCUUCAAUUUGUACAUAUUGUGCGGCGUUCCCCGAAAUGAUGUUGAGCUUUCUCUGCUAAGACACUCCUUAUUAGAGUUACUAUAAAGCGACCAGGGGCACAUAUAAAAAGAGCUAUUCAGUACGCUCAAUGAUUUUUUAGUCCAUCAUUUUAGUGUUAGCGAUAAUUGCUAAAUUUAAUCAUCAAUGAUAAAUGUAAAUACACUCUAAAUUCACAAAAAACAACAUAAAAAUCAAUAGUCCUA